ACAAAGUUCUGUUACGAGUUUAAACAGGCUGCUCUCCUUAGACGUACGCUUGUUGCAGUGUUUGAAGACAACAGCCAGAACUUCCUGUGAGAAGUAGCUUUCUAGGGGGAAAGGGGACUUCCUUGUUUGAGCUGGAGAGUCAACUUUGAGCCAGCCAGAACUCCAUCGGUCGUGAGAGUGGAUCGGGUCGAACAUAUUCUCAGUGGAAUCUGAAUAAUGUGGUGCAUAGUCUGGAAGAUCGGCGAUGACUACACUCGGUAGUGACUUAUAGUCGGGUAAAACCGAAAGCAUGAGUCAGGAAGAGGAGGAAAAUCUGGGUACGGGACUGAGGGACGUCUACGACAUCCUCGACGGGACGGCUCUGGAUCGAGUGACGAGCCUGACAUUCCAGAUGGGCGAGUCUCCCGCAGAAAUCAUCAUACAUGCCUUCUGCCUGAUCAUUCUCCGGAGGCAGGAGCAGGCCCUCAACAAACUCCAGAUGCUGGGGGACAGCUACCACGUGAAACAUCUGGCUGAGAUCUUAGAAAAGAGUGAAGGUGAAUUAGCGGAUUUCAGAGUUUCUCUGGAUGUAACAGGAGAAUCCCCGCGAGCUCUGGCUCGGAUUUUCAGGGUCCUGUCGGAGCAAGGACUGUGCGAGCCUGUUCGGAGGAACCUGGCCUACAAAAGAGCCGUCUCUACUGACAACCAGAUUUGGGAAGACCAGGAGUAUAAUCAACUGAAAGAGGAGGCUAGAGAUGUCUGUGGGCCAGAGUUUGCAGCCUGGAUGUCCUCCUUAAAGUCUUUCCCUGAUCCAAGCGGCAGUGUAGUUGAAAGAACUUUGAAGGUUUAUGGGGAUUCAACCAGGCAGAUCGAGGAUCUGGCCCUUCCCUGCCCGCUCCAGGCCAGCUGCUCUGAACCAUCAUACCCCACUCAUCUGGAGAUAAGUGCAACCCCCACUGCCAUAUUGAAAGAGGAUGGAAUAAGCCCAGAACAAAGCCCUGCCCUCCCUCUUGCGAGAAAUGACCCCGAACAAUCACCUGCAAAACUCCUCCGUCAACCUGAACCUCCUUCUGGGACGGGUGAAUCCGUCCUCUCAGAAAACAAGAAGCUCGAUGAGCUCCCGUGUAAACCAGGGCCUGCCACUGACACCAGCCCGCCGCCGGAGGCAAACAUCAUUCUCCCAAAGACAUUACUACAGCCAAACACCGGUUCACUCACAGAAGAGGAAGAGGAGGUGAUGUUCUACCCAUUUGUAAUCCUCCAUGCACCAGAAGACACAGAGGCGGCGGAGGCCAUAAAAGAAAAGAUGGAAACCGUAAUCGGCGCUGACGGCGCCACCUUCUCGGAGGACUUUGCCAUUCCUGGACGGAGCACUCUGAGAUGCAUCGAGGACGCGAUCAACAACUCUGCCUUCACAGUUCUGCUGCUCACUCGCAACUUCAACACGCGCAUGUUGGAAGUGAAGACGGAAUCGGCUCUCAUCAACUCCCUCCACAACAAGCACAAGUACAACACCGUCAUCCCUCUGGUCCCGUCGGAGAACCGUCUGCCGAAAGAUCAGAUGCCCCUUGUCCUCAAAACGCUGGUUCCGCUGGAGGAGAGCAAGAGCUUUGAGAAGAAGCUGAGGAAGGUUUUCUCGCCAGCCAAGCUUAAAGCGCAGAAGAGACUGUGGGUGGAGCAGCAGAGAACACUACUCCGUCAUAACCAGCAGAGGCACCUGCUGCAAGCCAGUAAAGCAACUCAGUCCCAGGAACAUGCUUUCAGCCAUUGUGACUUUGCAGGCGCUCUGCCCAUGUGGCAGCAGAAACCCAACAUUCACAUUGAAAAUGCCAAAUACAUUAUGAUCGGUAAUGAUUCUCGCAUGACAGUAGAUCAUGGCUGCAGUUUGGAGAAAGAUGAUUAAGACUGUUUUUGACGUUUCUGAAUCAUAACUUGCCUAGUGUGUAUCUAAGUCCAGAAUAACUUGACACUGUUACCGUUUAGAAGACUGAUCCUGACUUUAAAACUAACUAUUUUCAUACAACUGAGUCCUCAAUAGAGUGCAUUUUAGUUAGGCACGUGCAAGAAAACAACACUUCAUUACCUGAUUAAAACACCAGCGAGAAUAGAACCGACAGUUAUUGUGUAUUUUGAUCUGCAUUGCUCAGCAAAACAGAAGCUAGCUUUCCAAACAAGAUUAGCAUGCUAACAUACAAUUAGCUUGUCAAGCCUAAUAUUAAAAAAUAACUUACCGUUUCAAAUAAGGUGCAAUGGAUAAACAAUGAGCAGCAUUCUCAGGUAAUUAAUGGAGCAAAUUAAGUUGAUGUGUUCGAGGUCUUUCGACAUUUAUAGUCAGGGACUGCCAUCUAUUGACCAAAACAUUGUGACGUUGGAGAGCGCAAUGUGUACUAACUGGUUUUUGCCGCUAGGCGGCGGUGCUGUUGCGUACUGUUCGCCGGUUCGUUUCAAAAGUGCCAUUGUAUCUAGUUUGUAUUCGAUCACGUUUGUUAUAUCAUUUAAUGGUGACAGGAUAUGGAUAACUAUAUUGCACUGUGGGGUUUACAGGAAUAUUCAUGUUGUGUGUGUGUUUUUAUUG
Messenger RNA from Synchiropus splendidus (mandarinfish), 2554 nucleotides. RefSeq names its product TIR domain containing adaptor molecule 1 (gene ticam1). The transcript has 2 exons. NCBI's taxonomy places the organism in Eukaryota, Metazoa, Chordata, Actinopteri, Syngnathiformes, Callionymidae. The record is from RefSeq and is a predicted model, not a curated record. Bases 290 to 1882 code for a protein of 530 amino acids. Gene Ontology annotation, molecular function: protein kinase binding. Gene Ontology annotation, biological process: response to exogenous dsRNA; positive regulation of cytokine production involved in inflammatory response; TRIF-dependent toll-like receptor signaling pathway.